Molecule: messenger RNA, 8129 nt
Organism: Conger conger (European conger)
Lineage: Eukaryota; Metazoa; Chordata; Actinopteri; Anguilliformes; Congridae
Gene: pcnx1
Product: pecanex 1
Exons: 36
Coding region: 186-7082 (2298 amino acids)
Cellular component (GO): membrane
Source: RefSeq, a predicted model, not a curated record
GGAAGCUCUCCGGUGGAGGACCAAGAAUAGUCCUCCAAGCUAGCUAGUGGCAGAGAAGAUGGCUGCAGUGGGGAUUUUCAGACCAGAGUCUGAAAACAUAACACUGUUUGCCAUGUUUCGGGACGGUUAACCUCCGCGUCACCCAACUCUUCCUUUAUUUCUUCACGGUCUGAAAGGGAUAAAUCAUGGGAUCGCAAACACUUCAGAUCCUGAGGCAAGGAGUCUGGGCUUCUGUUACCGGAGGCUGGUAUUACGAUCCCCAUCAAAAUACAUUUGUCAAUGCCUUACACCUCUACAUAUGGCUCUUCCUACUUUGUUUCCCUUUUACGCUGUACAUGGCCCUUCCUCCCACCAUGGUCAUCGUGGGGAUCUACUGCGGGGUGAUCGCCGCCAUGUUCCUCCUGCUGAAGGCGGUGAACUACCGGCUGCACCACGCCCUGGACGAGGGCGAGGUGGUGGAGCACCGGGCGGCGGAGGCCGGGGGGAGCAGGGCCGGCACCGAGCGGCCCGACGGCGGCAGCGCCACCCGCCAGGAGGACAGCAACGGGCCGGGGGAUCCGGGAGGGGGCAUCGAGAUGGCCGACUUCAUCCGGGACGAGACCCCGCCGGUGGACUGCAGCUCCCGAAACUCCUACGCCGCCAUGGACUCCAGCCACCAGAUCGCAUCCACUCAUGGAGGCAACAGCUCAGCCAAAGGAGGAGACGUAGGGAAGACCUCAGAUGACAUCAGCUUGAGUCUGGCUCAGAGCUGCAGCCUGUGUAAAGACGGCAGUCAGGACCAAGACCUGAUGUCCGACCCAAAGAUGUACUGCCUCGUCUCCAACGACUCCUUCGCCUCCAUGCAGCCGUCCACCUCCCUGGGCCCCGCCGAACUGGCCCGGGACCCCUGCGGCUCCGCCCCCCUCCAGCUCAACCAAUCGCUGUCCUCGGCGGGCGACGGCGAGCCGGGCUCCAUGGCGGCGACGCACUCGCACUCCCAGUCCUUCCGGAAGGACCCGCGGCCCCGGGGCCUCCCGCGCACCUCCAGCUCGGCCGGCUCCGCCUUCCCCGACCCCUCCCUGCCGGACUUCAGCCUGUACCCCCCUCCCCGGAGAGGCGGGCUGGACCCCGUCUGCGAGCUGGAGGCCGCCCGGCCGUCCCAGGCCGGGGAGGGGCAGGCGGAGCCCGGGCGGGGGGUCAGGGACCAGGCGGUGGCCUCCACCUCCGGGGCAGAGUGCUGCCGGCACCACGAGGCGCACCGGCUGGCCAGUUCGGCCUCGCGGGAGGCGGGGGAGGGCGGGUCCGGGCUGUACCAGGCGGAGUGCGGGGGCCGGGGGCCGGGCGGGAAGCCCCUGAGGGGCGAGAGGAGCGCGGACAGCCUGCGCAGCCUCAGCACCCGGAGCAGCGGCUCCACGGAGAGCUACUGCAGCGGCACCGACCGCGACACCAACAGCACCGUCAGCAGCUUCCACAGCGAGCAGACCAGCUCCACGCACGUGGAGAGCCUGCUGUCCCUGUCGGGGGACGAGCGGGGAGCGGGCGGGGGCCGGGGAGGGGACCCCGGGGGCGGCGCGUCCUCCGCCCAGCCCGCCGACGGCAGCCCCGGCUCCCGGGGCCUCAACGGCCUGCCCUCCGGCGAGGCCAACAAGAACCCCCACGCCAACGAACUCACCGCCAAACCGCCGCCCCUCGCCCCGCCCCCGCCCCCGGAACCCGCGGAGCCCUGCUGCCACGCGGACGACCCGCCGGGCGUGCGCCCCGGCGCCGAGGGCUCCGCCGAGCGGGACCGGGAGGACGUGCGGCCCAAAUCGGCCAACCCGGUCCAGCGCACCUCCUCCUCGGCGGGCCGCAGCGGCCGGCGCCGGACGGGGAAGAAGCGGGCCAGCAGCUUCGACGCCAGCCGGCACCGCGACUACGUGUCGCUGCGCGGCAUGGCCAAGCCCCGCAGCGCCGUCUUCGCCGGGGAGGAGGACUCCAGCGACCAGAGCGAGCUCAGCGGCGCCUCCAGCCUGCGCUCCGCCCGCCACCUCAGCACCGACAGCUCCUCCAGCACCACGUCCCAGUCCUGCCACUCCCCCGAGGGGCGCUACCGCGCGCUCAAGCCCAAGCACCCCGCCGGGGCGGAGGGCGGCGGGAAGCGGCGGAGCUCCCGCCGCACGCCCAGCGCCGGCAGCGCCAAGACGCACGCCCGCGUGCUGAGCCUGGACAGCGGCACCGCCGCCUGCCUUAACCACCCCAACCGCCUGGGCGCCCCCGCCGGGCCCCCGCCCCUCACCACCUCCAAGUCGGACCUGGAGGCCAAGGAGGGCGAGGUCCUGGACGCCGCGUCCCUCCUGGGCCGGGCCUCGCAGCUGGAGUCCGUCACGCGCUCCCGCAACAGCCUGCCCAGCCAGGCCGCCUUCGCCGAGUCCCAGGACGCUGCCGGCACCUCCCGGGCCCCCGGGGCGGAGGAGGCGGUGACGUUCCGGCGGGAGAGGAGCACGUUCCGCAGGCAGGCGGUGCGGCGGCGGCACAACGCCGGGAGCAACCCCACGCCCCCCGCCUCCCUCAUCGGAUCGCCACUCAGUCUUCAGGAAGCUCUGAGUCAGGCCUCCCAGCCUUGUGCUUCCCAGGUGAAAGGUCAGCCGUCCCGCACCCCGUCCCAGGUGACCGUGCUGAGCGCGAGCGCCUCCCUGCUGGCCAGGAACGGCAGUGCGCCCCUGGAGGGCUCCCAGGACAAGGCCUCCACCGUGGGGGCCAGCAGCCUGCAGGACGACUUCGGGAAGCUCACACCCUCGCUGUAUGAAGCUGGAGGCUGUGACAUGUCUCUGGUCAACUUCGAACCCGCAACCCGGCGAGCCUCCAACAACAUCUGGGACACCGACUCCCAUCUCUCCAGUUCUACCUCAGUUCGCUUUUAUCCUCAUGAUCUGCUCUCUCUCCCUCAGAUCCGGCUGAACCGGCUCCUGGCCAUGGACGCGGAGCUUCUGGAGCAGCAGGACGGGGACCUGAGCCCGGAGCUCCAGGGCGCCCCCCUGGGGCCGGAGGACCCCACCACCGCCGCACACAAGGCCAAGCAGUACUACCGCCUGUGGCUGCUGCCCUACCUGUGGGUGGGCCUGCACUUCGACAGACUCACCCUGCUGGCACUGUUCGACAGGAACCGUGAUGUUCUGGAGAACGUGUUGGCGGUGGUGCUGGCGGUUCUGGUGGCCUUCCUGGGCUCGGUCCUGCUGGUUAACGGCUUCUUCACGGACAUCUGGGUGUUUCAGUUCUGCUUGGUCAUCGCCAGCUGCCAGUACUCCCUGCUGAAGAGUGUUCAGCCAGACUCCUCUUCUCCACGACAUGGCCAUAACCGCAUCAUCGCGUACAGCCGGCCCGUGUACUUCUGCCUGUGCUGCGGGCUCAUCUGGGUGCUGCACUACGGCAGUGUUAGGACCACCUCCGCCCGCGUCUCUCUGUACGGCCUGGGCCUCACCAGCUCCCUGCUGCUGGCCUCCGCCCGGGACCUGCUCAUAGUGUUUACACUGUGUUUCCCCAUCAUAUUCUUCGUAGGCCUGCUUCCGCAGGUGAACACCUUCGUCAUGUACCUGUUUGAGCAGGUGGACAUCCACGUCUUCGGGGGGAACGCCUCCACCAGCCUGCCCUCGGCCCUUUACAGCGUGCUGCGCAGCGUUGUCACGGUAGCGCUGCUCUACGGCCUCUGCUACGGAGCACUGAAGGAGACGUGGGACGCCCAGCACAUCCCUGUGCUGUUCUCUGUGUUCUGCGGCCUCCUGGUGGCUGUGUCCUACCAUCUUAGCCGGCAGAGCAGUGACCCCUCCGUCCUCAUCUCCCUGGUGCAGUCUAAGAUCUUCCCCAACCUGAAGGACAAGAACCCAGAGGACCCCCUGUCUGAAGUGCAGGACCCCCUGCCAGAGAAGCUGAGGAGCUCUGUGAACGAGAGGCUGCAGUCAGACCUGAUCGUGUGCGUCGUCAUUGCUGUCCUCUACUUCGCCAUCCACGUCAGCACCGUGUUCAUCGCCCUGCAGCCCUUUCUGAGCUAUGUCCUCUAUGCACUGGUGGGCACGGUGGGGCUGCUCACGCACUACCUGCUGCCUCAGGUGCGCAAGCAGCUGCCGUGGUACUGCUUCUCCCACCCGCUGCUCAAGACCAAGGAGUACUAUCAGUUCGAGGUCAGGGGCGCGGCGUACGUGAUGUGGUUCGAGAGGCUGCACGUGUGGCUGCUGUUCGCGGAGAAGAACGUGCUCUACCCGCUCGUCAUCCUCAACGAGCUGAGUGGCAGCGCCCGCGAACUCGCCAAGAAGCUCGACACUGAGGUGGGGGCUCUGAUGAUCACGGUGGCCGGGCUGAAGCUCCUGAGGUCCUCCUUCAGCAGCCCCACGUACCAGUACGUCACCGUGCUCUUCACCGUGCUCUUCUUCACCUUCGACUACCGCGCCCUGUCCGAGACCCUGCUGCUCGACCUCUUCCUCAUGUCCAUCAUCUUCAGCAAGCUGUGGGAGCUCUUCUACAAGCUGCGCUUCGUCUACACCUACAUCGCGCCGUGGCAGAUCACCUGGGGCUCCGCCUUCCACGCCUUCGCCCAGCCCUUCGCCGUGCCUCACUCUGCCAUGCUAUUCGUCCAGGCUGUGGUCUCUGCCGUCUUCUCCACGCCCCUGAACCCCUUCCUGGGCAGUGCCAUCUUCAUCACCUCUUACGUCAGACCCGUGAAGUUCUGGGAGAGAGACUACAACACAAAGAGAGUGGAUCACUCAAACACCAGGCUGGCCUCUCAGCUGGACCGGAACCCAGGCUCGGACGAUAACAACCUGAACUCCAUCUUCUACGAGCACCUGACGCGCUCCCUGCAGCACAGCCUGUGCGGGGACCUGCUGCUGGGGCGCUGGGGGAACUACGGCACGGGCGACUGCUUCAUCCUGGCCUCCGACUACCUCAACGCCCUGGUGCACCUGGUGGAGAUCGGCAACGGCCUGGUCACCUUCCAGCUGCGGGGGCUGGAGUUCAGGGGGACGUACUGCCAGCAGAGGGAGGUGGAGGCCAUCACGGAGGGGGUGGAGGAGGACGAGGGGUGCUGCUGCUGUGAGCCGGGGCACCUGCCGCACGCGCUCUCCUUCAACGCCGCCUUCGGCCAGCGCUGGCUGGCCUGGGAGGUGCUGGUCACCAAGUACGUCCUGGAGGGCUACAGCAUCACCGACAACAGCGCCGCCUCCAUGCUGCAGGUGUUCGACCUGCGGCGCAUCCUCACCACCUACUACGUCAAGGGCAUCAUCUACUACGUGACGGCGUCGUCGCGGCUGGAGGAGUGGCUGGGGAACGAGGCCAUGCAGGAGGGCCUGCGCUGCUGCGGCGAGCGGAACUACGUGGACCUGGACCCCACCUUCAACCCCAACAUCGACGAGGACUACGACCACCGGCUGGCGGGCAUCUCCCGGGACAGCUUCUGCGGCGUCUACCUGGGCUGGAUCCAGUACUGCAACUCCCGCAGGCCCAAGCACCUGGAGAGUGAGAAGGACUCGGCCCUGGUGACUCUGUGCUACGGUCUGUGUGUGCUGGGCCGCCGGGCGCUGGGCACGGCCUCGCAUCACAUGUCCAGUAACCUGGAGUCCUUCCUGUACGGGCUGCACGCGCUCUUCAAGGGCGACUUCCGCAUCUCGUCCGUCAGGGACGAGUGGAUCUUCGCCGACAUGGAGCUGCUGAGGAAGGUGGUGGUGCCCGGAAUCCGUAUGUCACUCAAACUGCACCAGGACCACUUCACGUCUCCGGAUGAGUACGAGGAGCCGGCGGUUCUGUUCGAGGCCAUCUCCACGCACCAGCAGAACCUGGUGAUCGCGCACGAGGGCGACCCGGCCUGGCGGAGCGCGGUGCUGUCCAACUCGCCCUCUCUGCUCGCCCUCAGACACGUCCUGGACGAAGGCACCAACGAGUACAAGAUCAUCAUGCUCAACCGCCGAUACCUCAGCUUCCGGGUCAUCAAGGUGAAUAAGGAGUGUGUCCGCGGGCUGUGGGCGGGGCAGCAGCAGGAGCUGGUGUUCCUGCGGAACAGGAACCCCGAGCGCGGAAGCAUCCAGAACGCCAAGCAGGCGCUGCGCAACAUGAUCAACUCCUCCUGCGACCAGCCAAUCGGCUACCCCAUCUACGUGUCGCCGCUGACAACCUCCUACUGCAACUCCCACGCCCAGCUGGGACACAUCCUGGGAGGGCCAAUCAGCAUCGGGAACAUCCGGAGCUUCGUCGUCAGCACCUGGCACAGGUUGCGGAAGGGCUGCGGGGCCGGUUGUAACAGCGGGGGGAACAUUGAGGAUUCGGACGCGGCCGGGGGCAUGUCCUGCGCCAGCGGGAACGGGACGGGCGUGAGCGACUCCCAGCAGAGCUCGGUCUCUCAGGGCGGGCUGACCGGCCCCGCUCAGCCCCUGUCCUACCAGCCGCACUCCCUGGGCACCAGUCAGAGCUCCCAGUCGGUGCAGUCGGGGCUGGUGCGGCACUCCCCGGCGCGGGCGUCCGUGGCCAGCCAGUCGUCCUCGUACCGCUGCGGCAGCAGCCGCCACUCCUCCCUGCGCACCUCGGCCACGGGCCUGGAGCCCUGCCGCCGCUCCUCCACCAGCCAGCUGUCGCUGCGCACGCUGCCCGCCUCGCUGCAGCUGCGCCUGGGGCCCGACCCCGCCGGGGCCCCCGGCCCGCCCGGGCCCUCCGCCUCCCUCUCCAGCCACAGCAUCCCGCCCUGCAAGCGCCACACGCUGGUGGGCCUGCUGGGCAGCGAGGGCCCCGACCCCGGCCCCGGGCUCCACCACCACCCGGCCCUCGCGGGCCUGCGCAGGGACGACGUCUCCUACAGGGUGCAGAUCGUGGACGUGACUCAGGUUCUGGAGAACAUCAACCUGUCCAAGCGCAAGGAGCUGCAGUGGCCCGAGGAGGCGCUGAGGCUGCGGGCCGGACGGGUUUGCUGGAGGGACUGGUGCCCCCUGGAGGGCAUGGAGGGACAUGUGAUUCACCGAUGGGUGCCUUUCAGCCGGGAUCCAGGCAGUCGUUCCCACAUCGACAAGACCAUCCUGCUGGUUCAGGUGGAGGACAAGCUGGUGCCCAUCAUUGAGAGCGGGGUCAUCGAGCUGGGCGCCGAGGUCUGAACCGAAAGGCCCAGCCCCCAGAGAAUGGCGCCUCCUAGUGGCAGGAAGCCAGCUCCUGCAGACUAAACGGAAAACGGUGGGGUGAUCCCCAACACCCUUUCAAAAGGGGGCAAAAUGGAAGCAGGGAAAUAAAGUGCAAGUAGAGGCAGACCACACUCUGCCCUGCUCUGCGUGACACACAAAUAUGCUGCAUGACGGUUAAAUUCCUGUUAGACGUUUAAUUUUUAAGUUCAGCAUCGCCGAUUUCUAUGCAUUUCUUGACGGCUUUUGACGGACAAUGAUCUCGCGGUUUGGAUCGAUUUCUUUUUUUCAGGCGGUACGGAGGAGGGUAGAGAAGAGGUUGUUUUAUCAAAUCACUUGCCAAAAAUGGACAUAAAACAGGUGUGGCCAUGGUUUUCACAUAAAGCAUGAUCAAGCUUUUUGUUGCUGCCAAGAAAUUCAAGACGAAUAGUGUGAUAGUGGUUCAGGUAAACAAGAAAAGCAGGUGCUCUAGGUUAAAAACACUAUUUGAUUUGCUUUCAUUGUCAUUCCUAUUUGUUCUGUUUGAAAGUUGCAAAAAAAAAAAAAAAAAAAGUUGCGAGAAAAAAGACUUGCACUAUAAUUUUUUUAUUUUUUAUUUACAGCAAUGCACUACAAUUUCAAGGUUAUAUCAUUUAUUUAUUUCUGACAGGAAACGACUCUUGAAUCGCCAUGGUUUACUGAUGCCUUGGGAAUGAACACAUGCGAUCAUCAUUUUGUUAUUCUGCCAUUGUUUCUGUGUGUAACGUUUUGCGUUUGUUUCCUUAACUUGAAAAAAGUUUUUACCAUAUAUAAUUAUAUAAAUAUAUAUUAUGUCAUUGUAAAAAAGAUUUUUUUUUUUUUGAAUAUUUAUUUCUGUGAACAUGAUAUUUGCAUUUUGUUACAUCCUUUUUUCAUUUAUGGGACAGAGGUAUACAAUGUAACAAGGACCAUCGGAUAAAACAGUAAGCCGAACUUUUGUUGGACUGUUUCCCAAUUAACUUAAUUCUUUUAUAAGUGAAAAAAUAAAGGAAGAACAUUUUGAUUUAA